AUGCGUCAGACAGCUGUGGAUCAAACCGCCAUCUGCGCGGCAGCGUGCGGUGACUCGAGCACCCAAUGCCAUGCUACGUAUCUCUCAGAGAAUAUUGUCGGUGGCCCUGGUGUUUAUUAUUGCUGCACGGGAGACUUUCUAGUGGCUGGUGCAGUCGGUUGCAUCUGCGACGACGGUCUCGACUGCAAACGCGUGUCCCAGGAGGCAGUCGCGAGCCCGUCAGUAACAAGCGUGACGACGCCAAUCGCAACACCAACACCUUCGCCGACGCCAACGGCAGUUUCGAUACAGUCGAGCGCUCCGGUGGUAACCGCUGCUCCUGCGACACCUGUUGUUAUCGUUGUGGUGGAGACGCCGGUACCGCCGCCGCCGUUCGUUACACCAACGGCAGCACCAGCGCCGACGCCUACUGCUGUGUCCUCGGCGGUGCCGCCCGAGACCGCAGCGCCCCCGACAUCAAGCCCGUCCAGCGCAGAGCCGUCACCGAGCUCGUCGAUCCAAGCACUUGGCCUGCGAGCCCUCGAGUACACAAACCAGUUCAGGGCUGAGAACGGACUCGGACCUCUCGGCUACAACCAGGGCCUCUACGUCGAGGCGCUGGCCUGGUCCCAGUACAUGGCUCGCACAGGCGUCUUCCGUGACCAGGACCUGAGCCAUCCGAUCGUACCUGUACCUGCAGGUAUUGUGUUCAGCGGUGAAAACGUCGCGUUUUUCACGGAAGCGGAGCAUGUGGCACACGAGUGUAUCAACUUAUUUAUCAGUUCGCCACCGCAUCGAGCGAACAUGUUGGGAGACUACGAGCUCUGCUCGGUAGCUUUUGCCCAGAAUAGCGCCGGUGCCUGGUACUGUACCCAGUGUUUCGGCAAUAUCUUCCGAACCGCCUGA
Molecule: messenger RNA, 885 nt
Organism: Cyanidioschyzon merolae strain 10D
Lineage: Eukaryota; Rhodophyta; Bangiophyceae; Cyanidiales; Cyanidiaceae
Exons: 1
Coding region: 1-885 (294 amino acids)
Source: RefSeq, a predicted model, not a curated record